Messenger RNA from Spizellomyces punctatus DAOM BR117, 1404 nucleotides. RefSeq lists its product as uncharacterized. Bases 1 to 1404 code for a protein of 467 amino acids. Gene Ontology annotation, molecular function: RNA polymerase II transcription regulatory region sequence-specific DNA binding; DNA-binding transcription factor activity, RNA polymerase II-specific. Gene Ontology annotation, biological process: negative regulation of transcription by RNA polymerase II. NCBI's taxonomy places the organism in Eukaryota, Fungi, Chytridiomycota, Chytridiomycetes, Spizellomycetales, Spizellomycetaceae. The transcript has 4 exons. The record is from RefSeq and is a predicted model, not a curated record. Gene Ontology annotation, cellular component: nucleus.
AUGCAGGGAGAACAAACAGGUCCAUCAGAGUCUGCCCCUUCAGGAAGACAUUUCACGUCUACAGGGUCGGGCGUCGUUCAAGCAAACAUGGGCCCGGCGACGACUAUGCCAUUCACGGAAAUGAAUGCAAAAAAGGGUUCUCAAAGGGGUCGCGGAAGAUACAGGAGAGGGAGAGGACGAGGAGACUCUUCAACGGCACUUCAUGACUCGGAUGCGACUGGAACGAGUACUAAUGAUAGUAUGGUACAAAACGCCGCGACACCACGUCCACGCAACACAAGAUCGGCACGUAGCAGACGGCCACGUCCAUUGACGGAUGUACCGAAUCACGAAGUGACGCUGGGUGGGACUGCAUUGACCCAUAGUCAAGGAAACCAACGUCGACCGCGGAUUCCAUUGACGGUUCAAGGUCCAGUCCAGGAUGAGGCAGCAAAUCAAGAGACAACCCAAAGCGGGCAGACUAUAGAUGGGAACGGAGCCGGUAGCAGAUCAGGAGAAAAAGAACGUAAACGACGACCGAGACACAAAAAAGCUCCCAGAGAUGCAUCGGGACCGGUGUCAGUGUCGGUCCAAGGAAACACGGAUCAGGAAGGCGAUCUAACGGCAUCGCUCAUUGACGGCUUGACAAAGGGUGACUACGAGUGCAUGAUAUGCUAUGAUAUCGUCAGAGCAAGGGACGCUGUGUGGAGCUGCCACAUUUGCUUUGCAGUCUUUCACUUGAAAUGCGUCUCAAAGUGGGGCCGGAAAUCUGCACAGGAUGCACUUGCGAAUCCAGCGUCGUCAUCCUCAUCAUCAAAUCAAGUGUUUCUGUACGAAAUCCCUCAACCCGCCAUUCAGCCGCUACCUUGUUCCCCACACAUGCGGUCAAACCUGUGGUCGAGACCGAAACUGCCCACAUCCCUGUGGAAUGCAAUGCCAUCCCGGGCCCUGUCGGCCUUGCGAGUCCCUGGCACCCCCCGUAUCAUGCCACUGUGGCAAAACCAGCCUGGUCAGGACGAGAAUCUUGCACGGACGCUAUUCCAACCUGCGGUAAAGUAUGUAACAAGGUUCUCGGAUGCGGUCAUCGAUGUACUGUUCCAUGUCACACUGGAGAAUGUCCACCUUGCAGUGAAAUCAUUACCGCGCCAUGCCGAUGCGGCAAGGAAAUGCUACAACUUGCGUGUAUCGACUUACCGCGUGACGACCAAGGCGAGAUUCAGCCCCCCCUAUGCAAUCGCACUUGCACGGCAAUGCGACACUGUAAACGACAUAAAUGCAAAGACCGUUGUUGCGAUAUUCAAUUUCACGUGUGCACACAGACCUGCGACAAGACUCUUAAAUGCGGAAAACACCCGUGUACGUACCCGUGUGGACAUCCCGGCCGCUGCCACGACUGCAUUGUCGGCGUCUCAUUUGAUGAAGUAA